AAAAAAAAAAAAGACAAUCCAUGUUGUGUCUCCAAUGGCAGGAGCAACUGCACCUACAGCAACGUUAAUCAAUCUCACGCGCCCUUCACACUCCAAACUUCACCACUUCUCUGCACACAAUGUUCCCUUCCAUAACCAACCCUUUUCUUCCGUUUUCUACCUCCGUCUAAAGCCCACAAUCACCAAUUGCCAUGGCAAGCUGAAUAGCUCGGGUGGGGGAGAGGCAUAUGUGAUGGAUGAAGCGGGUUUUGAUGAGUAUGAUGGAAUUGAUGACGAAAGUGAUGAGGAUGAUGCAGAGAGUAGCGUGGAUUUGUUGAUCAGAUUCUUGCAGAGCAUGUUUAAGAAAGUGUCUAAGCGAGCCAAGAAGGCCUCUCGCUCUGUCUUGCCCACAGUAAUAUCGCCCCAGCUAGUUUCUUUUGCUGUUGAUGGGACUCUGCUACUUGCUUCACUUUCUGUUGUCAAAGCACUGCUUGAGGUCAUCUGCACUCUUGGAGGUACUGUAUUUGCUGCAAUUCUGGUCCUGCGUGUGAUUUGGGCAGCAGUUUCUUACUUUCAGUCAAGUGGGAAUAGCUUCAAUCAAGGGGGGAAUUCCUUUGGUGCUGUAGCCUAAAUCUCUCUUCAACUUUUAGCAAAAGAUGGCCUAUAUGAAUUCAGGCAUCCUUGGGUACGAAUAUUUGGAGAUUGCCACACGGAGUAAUUUGAUUUAAUUAUGUUCUUGUCCCAAAUCCCAAUGAUGCAAUUGUAAUUUCCCGGGUUUAUUUAUCCGGAAAGACUGUUUUAUGGUGCUGAGAUUCCAUUUUCAAAAGGCUGUAAUCCUAUAUUCACCCCUACAGCAAUAAUAAGUUUUAAUUUAAAAAAUGGUUAAAAAGAUAAA
Messenger RNA from Cajanus cajan (pigeon pea), 874 nucleotides. It is a transcript of the gene SHW1, whose product is annotated as short hypocotyl in white light1. Lineage: Eukaryota; Viridiplantae; Streptophyta; Magnoliopsida; Fabales; Fabaceae. Gene Ontology annotation, biological process: regulation of abscisic acid-activated signaling pathway; negative regulation of photomorphogenesis. The record is from RefSeq and is a predicted model, not a curated record.